AUGAUCACUUUCUUUCUGCCUGUGGCGUCUGCUCAGCGGGAUCACUUCCCAGGUGCCCCAGCCUGUGCAUGGGAGGGCACCCGGCAGGCAACUGACGCAUUUAUCGAGGCCCUCCUGGCACCAAGCGAGACAAUCGACUUUCUAUCAACCUUCCCUCUCUUCACAGCAUCUCCCAACUUCAAGUAUAUAGAAAACGGCAAGCAUAUCGCUUUCCUGGGUGAGGAAAGCCUGAUCCAUGCGUGGCCAAACGAGGUCGCAGAUACACUGCAGGAUGCCUACGUGCACAGUAUUGUCGAUGAACAAGACAGAUGUACCGGCUUUGUGAAGAUCAUUGUUCCCCUAGGGCGAGGAAAGACAGGCGGCGAGGGUGAGGACAUGGAGUCUGUACAAGCGACAAAUGCGACAGCAAGAAGUUACCUAGCUGUCGGUGCAUAUCUGGAAUAUAGCUACGAUGAAACUCGCCCUGGACUGGAGGCCGUCUUGGCCGAGGAGAUCAACUUGGUUUACGCCAGGCUGCAGCCUGCUUCUUCUACAAAACUCCCUGAUAAUGCUGACGCAGAAAACCUCUUGCAGAUCAUGAAGAAAGAGCCUUGGGGUGUCGUCGGGACGCCCGAGCAAGACAACGUUCAGCACUUGCAGGCAGUGGCAGAACGGUAUCUAAAUAUUGUUGGCGGGGAAGAGAACUUCCAGGAUAGUACCGAUGUACAAGCUGUAAGUGAGGAUGACUCAGGGGAAGAACUCUGGGGCAAGCCAUGCUCAAGGCUAGAAGGUACGGUGCUCACUGUUCCGGGGGAGACCGAGAGAUGUGGUAAGGGGCUGCAGCUGCCCCCAGCAGGGGAAGGCAAGGGCAUCACGGACAGAAAAUGGACUGUGGAUGAGGCACUCGGUGCUGUUGGGGUGGUAGCGAAGGAUGAAAACAAGGGAGGAAUAUCAACAGUGAUAGAGCUGAGGGUUGAGGGAGGAAAGUUGCGGUAUGUCCAUCAGUUUUGGGCGAGUGAGCGAUGA
Messenger RNA from Thermochaetoides thermophila DSM 1495, 1005 nucleotides. RefSeq lists its product as uncharacterized. The transcript has a single exon. Bases 1 to 1005 code for a protein of 334 amino acids. The record is from RefSeq and is a predicted model, not a curated record. NCBI's taxonomy places the organism in Eukaryota, Fungi, Ascomycota, Sordariomycetes, Sordariales, Chaetomiaceae.